Guyanagaster necrorhizus is the source of this 1342-nucleotide messenger RNA. RefSeq names its product short-chain dehydrogenase. The coding region runs from base 201 to 1235 and encodes 344 amino acids. The transcript is spliced from 6 exons. Lineage: Eukaryota; Fungi; Basidiomycota; Agaricomycetes; Agaricales; Physalacriaceae. The record is from RefSeq and is a predicted model, not a curated record.
CGACUAAAAUUCUGGAACUCCGCAAGAUAGUAUUACAAUGGACGAUUUGACAGACUUAUGUUCGCUAAAAGGAUCUGUGUCUGCGAACGUCGGCAUUCCGGCGCGUGUGGUCGCUUUUUGAUACCCCAGUAAAUUCGACGCUAUAUAAAACAGGGAAGGUCAGACGACUCUUCACUAUCCCUACCCCUACCUGCCUCACGAUGCGCAGAACUCACGAUCAACUAGCUGCAGACCAGAACAAGCCCGCACCACCCGUCGUCACCGCUGACUUGAGUGAGAAGACACUCAUCCUGAUCGGUGCGAACGCUGGUCUCGGGUUCGAGGCCGCAAAGCACUUCGCUAGCAUGAACCCUGCGCGACUGGUCUUGACGGCAAGAGAUGAAGCGAAGGGGAAGAUGGCUCUGGCCCAGAUCCAAGAGGACACUGGCUAUACCAAGGCGGAGCUAUGGAUCAUCGAUCUUGCCAAUUUCAGCGGCGUCAUCGCGUUUGCUGAUAAAGCCGAGCGUGAACUAGACCGAUUGGAUAUCCUUAUAGAGAAUGCUGGCAUGAUGACUUAUGAGUACGAAGAAGCGGAGGGUUGGGAGAGAACUUUGCAUACGAACAACCUCGGACCUGGCUUACUUGCGAUUCGCAUGAUCCCCAAGAUGGUUGAGACAGCUCGCAGGUAUUCAGCUCACCCGAGAGUGGUCGUCGUCGCGAGCGACACGCAUUAUUGGACAAAAAUAGAACAGGACGUCAUCGGUUCGGCUGGCAUCCUCGCGACGCUGUCAAACAAGGAGUACUGUACCCAAGAGGUGAUGUACCACCGGUAUCAUGAUACGAAGCUGCUGAACGUGCUGUUCGCGCGGGCUCUGCAGGUCCACGUCCGAUCUUCCCCGGCAAUGAUCACCGUCUGCGCUGUGAACCCAGGGCUGUGUGUCUCGGGUCUGCUGACGAGGCUCCCUUCUGAUGCUGAGGAGGCACAGGCUAUCCUAAAGGACCGAGACGAAUUUGCGUUCACUACGGAAGAAGGGAGCCGGCAACUGGUGUACGGUGCGGUUGGGUCGUUGGAUGACGAAGAGAGGAUUCGGGGCAAGUACAUACAAAUGUCCGAGGUGACGGAGGAGAGCGACUUUGCGAUCAGCGAGGAUGGGAAGAUCGUUGAGGGAAAAGUCUGGGAGGAGAUGCUGGAGAUCUUUGGUGAUAUUGAUCCCAAGGUUACGGAGGUGGCCAAAGUGUAUCUGACGAUGCCUUGAGUUCGGCAGUGGAAGACAUUGCAUCGAUUGUUUAUUAAGAGCCUGUCAUUUCUGUGUAUCCUGUACUGUAAUGCAUGGCAAUUUGAAGGGUUGGUCGUACUAUUGAC